AAUCACUGAAGUUACAGGGAGGAAAAAGUUUGUUCACCUGAGCCUCCCCAAAAAGGUGGCCCUGACAAUUCUAAUCCCGAGCAUCCGUCUUCCCUCACCUCUGCGCUCGGGGUCGGCCGAGGCUCUCAGAGUCCCAGGCUGUGAGACAACGCCAGGCCAGGCUUUUAUCCCCCUUCAAGUCCCAGACUGAUGUGUUUAUGCUGCCAGAGCAUUAAGUCUAAAGUUAAAACAGAAGAGUGAAGUUUUGCCCAAGUGCUGAGGUGAAAUCAUUUGAACCGAGACAAUGAUAGAGUGGAAAUGACUGGUGUGGCAAAGGACAAAGAGAGGAAGGAGAUGGGAGGUAGAAGAAAGGACAUAAAGAAUAGAGAAAAAUGUUCCCCUUGUAAGACACCAACGACUGUGUCUCCUUGACUCUGAGUGCUGUCUACUCGCUCAUCUGUGUAUGUUACAAACCCCACCUCCCCCAGUACUUCUCCCCUCCCCUCCCCUCCCCUCCUGUCUCAGUCUUCGGCCAAGGAAUCUCAGGCAGCGUUUAAUUGCAGAGUGCAAAAGGCUUUAGUAGGGCUAAUGAGCUCAGCACUGGUGCUGGGACUCUUCCACGAACUCUCUGACAGGCAGAAAAACCAUAUGGAGUCCUUCACCGGAGGAGCCUCACCGGACGGCUGGAUUUUAGGUGGAGGGGAGAGAAGGAAUCCGUGAAUUCAGGUACAGCCGACAAUGUUUGAGAAAAUAUACCAGAGGCAGAAGACGGAGUAAGAGGUGGAGAGAGAGAGGAGAGCGGGAGAGGGGAGGGGAGGAAACGGGAAACACACAGCCAGAGAGAGAGAGAGGGAGAGAGAGAGAGAGAGAGAGAGAGAGAGAGUGAGUAGAAGCCUGCAGCAGCAAAUGAGACAGAACAACGAGGCGGGAGAGGUAGAAAGAGAGAGAGAGAAGGAGGGAGGUGGAGUGGGGCCCCAUGUAGGAGAGAGGGCUAGAGGGUGAGGAAGAAGAAGAAGGAGUAGAGAAAAAGUUAGAAGAAGUAGGAGAAAAAGAAGGACCAGGAAAGGGAAAGAACGAGCAGAGCAGAGAUUAACAACUACAGGAGAGCAGCAGAAGGGAAACAACAGACAGGAAGGAAGGGGAGGGAGAAGUCUUGGGUAGAGAGGAAAAAAAGAGCUGAAGAAAAAGUUUUCUUGUGGGAAGACGCAGAUGAGGAAAACAGAGCGAGUGAAUGACUGGGCUGGAGAGAGCAGGGACAGGAGGAAACCAGUUCUUUUCUAAGGCGUUCUCCACACAAGCCGUCUUUGGACAUGUACACAGAAACAACGGGACACCAUCGAUUCCUCCAGCAUGUCAACACCUCCACCCCCUGCUCCUGCCAGCACUGCGUCCACUAUGAGAAGCCAUUCCACCAUCACGCUGGGCUUGGAUACCCACCAGCAGGAUCAGCCAGACAGACGGACCACCCAUCUCUGGACUGCAGGAGAGACAUCCAGGCUCCUCGGGUUAAAGACGUAGGAGGGAGAGCUUUCUUAGUGGACGGGUUUGAGAGAAGCGGUCAUCGCAGCCCACAGAGGAGGCCUGUGUUUGUAGGGCCGGGCCCUCACAGCCAGUCAGGAGACGACUUGAGCCAAGUUCGCCCCUGGGAGCUGAACCCUGCCCAGUGGAGCUACCCGCCGGAGCCUGGGGUGAGACACUAUCCAUCUGUCAGGGAACAGUGUGGCUGUGUGGUGCGCGGCGACUCUCGGACACACCCCUUUAACGCUGGGAUACCACAUCCUCUCCCUCAUCUUCAGGUCAAAGAUCAAGGAUACAGGCACAGAAGGACUAUCCACUACAUCUCAGUGGACGAAGAGCAGGAAACCUGUAGAUGCAACUAUCAUUUGGAGCAGCACAAUGACAAUGUGGGUCAUUCUAGCAUGCCCAAUGGCCACUGUGGACCGAGGCCUGUGUUCUUUGAGGGAGGGGAGGAAAGAGAUAGCCAUCAGGACCGGGGACGACUGAAGGGUGGAUCAGAGGAGGGCUGUAAUGGACGUGAAGUCUCUCAUAAAGGGUUCUUCCCCACUGAAGUCCCACAAAAACAGUUAAAGCAAAGCAGACAGAAGGGGCCCUACAUCCCUCCCUCUGGCAUCACAAGCACAGAGCCCUCCAAGUCGAUAACAACCAACGAAGACCAGCAACAGCAGCCGGGUUCGGAGGUGGUGAAGCAGAAGAGGCGUCAGGAUUUGGUGAGGGAUCAGAUCAGACAAGUGGUGACGGAUCUGGAGGAUGUGUUGGGUGGGCUGAAGCAAGUUCACGUGGAGAUGAAAGAGGUGGUCGAGCAGAUCGAUCGUCUCACAGCGAAUAUCGACCUCAGUGAGGAGGCACCCUGCAUCACUCAGGGGUCGUCUGCUAACUUUCCCGGCUCAUUCCAACCAGAUGACCUCAGGGUGGUUCUUGUGCCCAAUCACAAACCUGCUCCUGUACAAACUUCGCAACAAGUCGAUGAAGACCGCAUCAUCUUAAGGACCAACUCUCCCUCGCCCAUUCACAUGGCUUCUGUGGUCAAGACCAGCCGCUUUACUCCACCAGUACAAAAUAAGGACCAUGAGAGGCCAGGUGUUAAUGGCCACCUGCCUCACCUGUACCCACUCAAAGACUCGAACCAUGUUGCACAAACACAGCCAGACCCCCACCCUCACAGCAUCGACCCUAAAGUAAUUAUCGGUAACAGCACCUCCAAUUCAAGAACUCAGAAGCCACCUUUGUACCCUCAAAAUGGGCGGUGUGGAAAAGGCCCGCACCUGCCCCCAAAAACCGUAAGGACCUCUGCCUACCAGGGGGGGAGGGGCCGCCAGAGUGCCAGCAUCGUGUGAAGGAGGGAGGGGUGGUCUGCCCCGGUGCCAUGGGGGCCUGAAACAUGAGACCCUGCAGCAGUGAGUGGAGGUCAGAGAGGGACCAGGCAGGGGAACAACUCAUGCAGGAGCUGAUGCCACUGAGACGAGCUGUCAGCCGGCGGAAACGGAGCACGGCCUGAAGGUGGGGGUAUUUCCAAAGGGAAAACUCCCCCAAGAGUCGACACAUGACUGUAUGUCACACACGCACAGGAGCAUUGAGGAGUGGAAGACAAACCUCUCUGGAGAAUAUCUGCUAUUUUUGCUGUUACUGGUGAUGUAGCGUCAAAAUAAAAAUGUGAACUGCUGCUCAGCAACCACCAGUAUAAACAAAAAGGUAUCGUUCAUGAAAGCAUUAUUUAUUUGUACUAUUUUAUAUUGCAGAGACUUCUAUUUUCAGGCAGCUUACACCACAUUGGAUACUACCUAACCUCAUGUAUGCUAUCUUAGGAUUUACUGUAUAUAUUCUGCAUCAUUGUAAAGAUAUUUUGCAAAUAAAGAGUUUAGACUGCC
Cheilinus undulatus (humphead wrasse) is the source of this 3365-nucleotide messenger RNA. RefSeq lists its product as uncharacterized. The transcript is spliced from 6 exons. The record is from RefSeq and is a predicted model, not a curated record. Lineage: Eukaryota; Metazoa; Chordata; Actinopteri; Labriformes; Labridae. The coding region runs from base 1290 to 2834 and encodes 514 amino acids. Gene Ontology annotation, biological process: positive regulation of translation; positive regulation of cell size.